AUGGACUGGCACGUGGCCGACAUCACAGAGUCGGGCUGCGGGGAGGCGCAUGCUCUCCUCACGGCCGUGAGGUUUCGCUCCUUCGGCGAGGCUGUUCUCGCCACAGAUCAUAAGUUUGCGAUCGACGUUCGGGACAGGGGUUGGCAUAUUCUGAAGUAUGGGCCCAAAUUACCUCGGGCCCAGGGCCACUGGAUUGAAAGCAUCUCUCUCCUGAAGGCCCGCUCCCACCUUACCCUGGCCAGUGCCUGCGACACGGGGAUGCCCGUCUGGGCUUGGGAGGGGAAUCAGGCUGCGGAUCGGCUGGCGGGGGACGGGGCCAAGCAUCUCUCCAUCGGAUUCAUCAGCAUCUCCAUCAGCAUCUCCAUCGGAUUCAUCAGCAUCUCCGUCAGUAGCGAGAGGUUUGCGACUGGAACGGGGCUGCGGCUGGCUCCGUGUACCAGCGUUCCUGAGACUGCGAAGACGGGAUCCUGCCACGAGGCAACUCGCAACGAAGUCGAUGUCCAGAGCCUGGCCCACUUGAAGUCUGGACCGUUGACCCUGCUGCCGCUGCUGCACACCUUCCUUAUCCGCCACAGCGGGGCUACUCAAGACUGGACUGUCGAGCACGGUCUCGAGUUUGGCCUGAAGGGUCACGGCAACGAGUGGUUUGGUCACAUAUGCAGUUGCGGUUUCUAUUUCGAGGCAGACCGUGGCGCCACGGGGUGCGCCAAGCCUGCUCUGGGCGGCUUCCAAGCGUCUGGGCUGGGCGAGGCAUGCGUCCAGAGCGUCCGGGGGGCACAGGUCAGAACGAAAGCGCAGCAGAGCUCCAGGAGCGGAGCGCCCGUGGCACUGCGUCCGGCGCCUCCGCGCGGUCUGGCCGUGCACAGCAGCAGCACAGCGUCAGAGACACGGCGCUCCACGGAGUCGCCGAGAGUCGGCGUGGGAGCGAGGGCGGCUCGGGGGACGAGGCGCCAGGGCGGGGAAGGCUCGGGGCGGCGAGCGUGCAGGGCGAGCGGUAGAGCCCAGAGGCGGGCGGACGCGGGCGCGGGCCGCAGCCUCGGGGGCCGUGCGCCGACGGGCGGGCGCGCGCCGCGCGAGCGGCGGCGGCUCCAUGGCCGCCGAGACGAGCGCGCCGGCGCCAUGGGCGACGACAGCGAGGAGGUCAUAUCGGUGGAUGGCGAGGGGUUGUGGCCGCAGGCGGCGCCGCGGCCUCCGAGCGAGACAGCGGACAUCGUCGAGCUCCUGCGAGGCGGGGCCGCGACAUCCGAAGCCUCGGCGCGCGCUGCCGCCGGCGCCAGCGCCGACACCGCCCCAGCGAGCGGCGCAGGGCGGCGGCGGCCUGGCAAGUUCAGCGAGCUGCUGGGAGCGGCUCAACGCGGAGGGCGGCACUCCCAGCCCGAGCAGCCCGAGCCCGUGGCGGCGCCGGCCACUGCUGCCGGGCGGGCGUCCGCGGCGGCACAGGGCGCGGAGGAGGUCACUGGGGAGCCGGCCGUCGCGCAGCAGUCCCCGCCACACUCGGCGCAGGCCCACUCGCCAUCGGCCGAGAGCGCCAGCAGCACGGCGCAUCCGCUGCCGGGCCGCGGAGCCCCCUCGUUGCCAGACGGGGGCGCCAGCGGCCCGACAGCGCUGCCACCGCCAGCUGCCCGCGGCGGCGUCGCUGCGGCCCUCGGCCGUCUGCCCCCCCCCGCGGCGCCAGCGGCGCGCCGCGGCGCGCCCACAGCUUCCCGCUGCAUGCCAGCGGCACCAGCGUCGCCAGCUGCGCCAGCGGCGCCAGCUGCGCCAGCGGCUGGCGGUGGCCCAGCAGCCGUUGCUGGGCACGCCGUUGCCAGGUGCGCGCAGUGCGGCGCAGCCGCCCGAGGCUGGAAGGGCCCCGCUGGCGCAGGCCUCGCAGACGCUUUCUUUUGCCAGGCAUGUUGGGCUGCUUGGGGGUCGGACAACACAUGCACCCGUUCGGAUGCCCUCGCUGGCCGCGUGGCCGACCGCCAGGUGAUGGAGCACUUCCAGCAGGAGAUGCGGCGCUUGGAGCGUCUGCCGCCUGCUGCGCUCAGGCGGGAGUACACGAACGAAUGGGGCUUGCCGUUGGAACCAGGUAUGGACGACCGAAAGAUUUUGGAGCUCAUAAAGGUAAUGCUUGUGUGGAACGCGUUGCCCGUGCACGAGCUCCGCAAGGAGUGUGAGGAAUCGGAGGUAGCAGUGCAGGGCUCAGGGCAAUGGGAGUCCGAGCGGCAGGAGCUGAUCCAGCGGCUGAUCGCCGAGUCGUGCGUCACGAGGUGGUGUGAGCUGGGUGUCCCUGUUAAGCGUAUCGGCGAGGUCUCAAAGGCAGCCGCCGUUGUGGAGAGACUGGCGCACAUCGAACGCCUGCCAGGGGGCGCCAGCCUGGCAACCCGCAGCGCCGCGCUGCGCCGUGAGUGGGCCGAGGCCGGCUUCCAGCUGCCCCCGGACGGCAUCUCUGGAGAGGAGGCGAAGGGAUGCUUGAAGCUUGCAUGCAUUUGGCAGCAGCUUCCAGUCCAUGAGCUGAAGGUGGAGUGCAGCGACAGAGGCGUGCCGCUCACAAGGGUGCCGUGCGACGGCGGAGAGGAGGCGCAGCGCGGGGUGCUGCUGCGGGGGCUGCUGCUGCACGAGUGCGCGGGGCACUACUACGGCGCCCGGGGCGUGCCCGUGCGGCGCCUGGGCUCUGUGGAGGCGGCUGCCAAGGUCCUCGCGCGCACCGAGCAGCUGGAGGCCGCCAGCCUCCGCGAGCUCCUGACCGAGUUCGGGCGGCUGGAGCUGCCCAGGCCAGGCCUCUCGCGGGAGCGGCUGCUGGAGGGGCUGAGGGCCGCGGCCUUGUGGGAGGAGCUCCCCGUCCCCGAGCUCGAGGAGGAGUGCCGCGAUCGCGGCAUCCGCGUGGCAGCCGCCGGGAAGAUGGCCACGGGCGACUGCGGGGCAGACAGGCGCAGCGAGCUGCUUGGACGGCUGCUCAUCUCGAUCUACGAGCGCGAGUACGAGUCCAGGGGCGUGCCUGCGCAGCGGCUGGGCAGCGUGGGCGCGGCGAAUCACGUCUUGCAGGCCUUCGAAGAGCUCGAGGCGCUCAGCAAUGAGGCCGUGGAGGCCCGGCUCGCGGCUCUUGGACUGCCACGUCCUGCCGGUGCUGCGCGCGGCGAGCUCUUGGCCGAGUUGCGGCGGCAUGCGCUGUGGUCACAGCUGCCAGCCGUCGAAUUGCGGCUGUUGCUGCAGGAGAGCGGGCUGCCGUCUGGUGCCUGCCGGGCAGGCGCGGGGCCCGCCGAGUCGAGGAGGGAGCUGCUGGAGCGUCUGCUCGCCGCCAGGCGGCGCAAGGCCUUCGAGGGGAGCGGCGUGCCCGUGGCGCGCCUGGCCUCGCCGACCGCGGCCCCCGGGCUGGCGAGCAGGUUUGAUGCUCUGCAGGCCAUGAACGACCGAGGCCUACGCGAGGAGUGCUCCAGGCUCGGCCUCCCGGAGCCGCCGGACGCUGCCGACCGCGCGCAGCUGCUGAAGGGUCUCCGGUGGGCGCUGGUCUGCCACGCGCUGUCGUUUGUGGAGCUGAAGAAGGAGUGCGUCGCUGUCGGCGUCAAGGGCUUCCACUCUGCCCCCGAGAGCCACAGGCCGCAGAUGCUCUCGGGGCUGCUGCGCGCCGCGUGGGACGAGGCCGCCCCGAGGCGCCGAGGCGCCAGGACGGCGAACGCUGGCGCGAGGCCGGGCGGCGCCCGCGGCUGCGCCGCCGCGCAGAGGAUGGCGGGCCACUUCCAGAAGCUCGGGCUGGGCGUUGGCGCCAACCACGACGACGUGAGGAGGGCGUACAAGAGGCUGGCGCUCAAGUACCACCCUGAUAAGUGCUCCGCCGAUAGUGAACAGCAUUCGGCCGCGGCUUUCCUUGAAAUGCGAGAAGCCUACGAGGAGCUGCGCGGGCUUUUCGACGGGCGCACCUAG
Molecule: messenger RNA, 3900 nt
Organism: Prorocentrum cordatum
Lineage: Eukaryota; Dinophyceae; Prorocentrales; Prorocentraceae
Source: the annotation of a GenBank genome assembly